Molecule: messenger RNA, 3035 nt
Organism: Pyrgilauda ruficollis (rufous-necked snowfinch)
Lineage: Eukaryota; Metazoa; Chordata; Aves; Passeriformes; Passeridae
Gene: FUBP3
Product: far upstream element binding protein 3
Exons: 18
Coding region: 55-1740 (561 amino acids)
Biological process (GO): regulation of gene expression
Cellular component (GO): cytoplasm; nucleus
Molecular function (GO): mRNA binding
Source: RefSeq, a predicted model, not a curated record
UCCUUCCCUUUCCGGGCGCGGGCCCCGGGCGGAGCGGCGGGACGGGCGCGGGCCAUGGCGGAGCUGGCGCAGGGGCAGAGCCAGAGCGCGGCGCCCGUGGGGAUCAAGCCCGAGGGUUUCGUAGACGCUCUGCACCGGGCCCGGCAGAUUGCUGCUAAAAUUGGAGAUAUUCCUCACUUGAAUAAUUCUACAACACUUGUGGACCCGUCAGUCUACGGUUAUGGAGUGCAGAAACGACCCCUGGAUGAUGGAGGUCUCCGUGUAAGUGGGCUCCAUGGAGCACAGAUCAGAGACACAGAGAGAAUAGGUAACCAGUUAGGGGCCCUGGUACAUCAAAGGGCUGUAAUAACAGAAGAGUUCAAAGUGCCUGAUAAAAUGGUUGGAUUUAUAAUUGGCAGGGGAGGAGAGCAGAUCUCACGGAUCCAGAUAGAGUCUGGCUGCAAAAUUCAAAUUGCUCCAGACAGUGGUGGGAUGCCUGAGAGGCCCUGUGUACUCACUGGGACACCAGAGAGCAUUGAACAAGCAAAACGGCUUCUGGGGCAGAUUGUAGAUCGCUGUCGGAACGGACCUGGUUUUCACAACGAUGUUGAUGGCAACAGUACCAUUCAGGAGAUUUUGAUCCCGGCAUCCAAAGUGGGUCUAGUCAUCGGCAAAGGAGGUGAAACAAUAAAACAGUUGCAGGAGCGAACAGGUGUGAAAAUGAUUAUGAUCCAAGAUGGUCCUUUGCCUACUGGAGCAGAUAAACCUCUCCGUAUUACUGGAGAUGCAUUUAAAGUACAGCAAGCGAGGGAAAUGGUACUGGAGAUCAUCCGAGAGAAAGAUCAGGCAGACUUCCGAGGCGUACGCAGUGAUUUCAGUGCUAGAAUGGGAGGAGGCAGCAUAGAGGUCUCUGUGCCCAGGUAUGCUGUUGGAAUUGUGAUAGGAAGAAAUGGAGAAAUGAUCAAAAAGAUUCAGAAUGAUGCUGGAGUUAGGAUUCAAUUUAAACCAGAUGAUGGGAUUAGCGCUGAAAGAGUCGCACAGGUCAUGGGGCUCCCGGAUCGGUGUCAGCACGCAGCACACAUCAUCAGUGAGCUCAUCCUCACGGCACAGGAACGAGAUGGCUUUGGAAACUUGGCUGUUGCCCGAGGAAGAGGUCGUGGCCGUGGGGACUGGAGUGUUGGAACACCUGGGGGCGUGCAGGAAAUCACCUACACUGUUCCAGCUGACAAGUGUGGCCUCGUUAUAGGCAAAGGUGGUGAGAACAUCAAGAGCAUAAAUCAGCAGUCAGGAGCGCACGUGGAGCUGCAGAGAAACCCACCCCCAAACACAGACCCUGGUGUGAGAAUAUUCACAAUCAGAGGGGUCCCCCAGCAAAUCGAGCUCGCUAGACAUCUCAUAGAUGAGAAAGUUGGUUGGUCCUCAGGCGUUCAUGACACAGGGCUGGGGCAGCACCUACCAGACGUGGCAGCAGCCUGGACAGCAAGUCCCAAGCCAACAGAGCCAGCAGCAGAACAGCCAUCCCGAUUACAGCAAAGCAUGGGAGGAGUAUUUCAAAAAACAGAGUCAUGCUGCCAGUGCUGCUUCUCAGGCAAGUUCCCAGCCGGACUACACGAUGGCUUGGGCAGAGUAUUACCGACAGCAGGCUGCCUACUAUGGGCAGACACUAGGGCAGGCUCAGGCCCACAGCCAGGAGCAGUAGAACAAGGUCCUCGUGGCAAUUUUUUUUCCUUGGAAUCGUUGUGGAAGAAAACCUUUUUGUAACAGAGGUUUCUAGAUUUACAACAUUUUGAUGAAGACUUUUCUGUUUGUGAACACUAGCUGUAGGAUAAUCUAUACUGAACUUUUCUAAGAAUCAGGAACAAUUAGUAAUGUACUAAACAUAUGGACAUGCUGGUAAUUUUGUUUCCAAAUUUAUAUUAAAAAAAAACCUCCAGGAUUCUUUUUGGAGAGAAGCCAGAGAAUUUGGAGGCACCAAAACACACCCCAGAGCUGUGACAUUUCAACAUGUGGGUUUUUUGUCUGUUGUUUUUUUUUCCUUUUAAUUUUCGAUCAUUUCUGUUGGAACAGAAAGAGUGGCUUGGAAGUCUUAGGUGGUAUGUAACAAAUCUUAAAAAGAAAAAAAAAAUUUAAACAGUAUUUAAAUAUUCUUAAAUAUGUAAAUUCAUUAAAUGUUUUACUUCUAAUUUCUUGUAUCUUGGCUGUCUUUGAUUUUAUUGCAUUUUUAAAAAACUGAACUAUGAUAUGUAUUGUAAUUAAUGAUAUGAUUUCUGUAUUUGAAACAGUUACUGUUUGCAAGUUGGGGGGGGCAUUUUGUAGGGUUUGUAUAAUUUCUAGAGUCUAAAGGGGUAAUAUAAAAAUGUGUUAAUUUUUUUAGCAAUACAUGUUUUCAUGUCUCCAUUGCUAGUUGCAUUUAUGUAUCUAAGACCUCCAAGCUUGUUAAAAAAAAGAAAAACAAAAAAAAAAGAAAAGAAAAAAAACUUCUUCUAUGCUCUCAGAAAUAUAAAUACUGUUAUUUUUAAUAUUAAAAUGAAUCUGCUAUUAGUACCUUUAACAAACACUGUGGAACAUAAAACCGUAUAAAAGGUAGUAACUAUUUUUUAAUUCCAAGGUGUUUUCUGCUUUUUUGUUUCUUUUAAAUAUUUUCUUAUCUAAUAUUUGUCAAAUUACCUAGAGAAAUAAAUGAAUCUAGUAUUAACCACAGUAUGCGCUAAAUAAUUUUGAUUUAAUAAAAGGGAUAAUAUGAUUUCUGAUGUUUACUGUAGUGUUUCUUGUACAGAUAACAGUGUAUUUUUAAAGGAAAAACGGAAUUGAAGCUAUUUUUUCUUGCAUUUUUAAUUGCCCUGCGGGACAUUCCGUUUUUAAAUGUACUGAAUUUACUGUUCUUGGGUUCUUUCCUUAUUUUUCCUUAUGCUUGAAAUGUCUAACUAUAAAGAACCGCAAUUGGAUAAUGUUGAGCAUGGUGUUUAAAAAAAAAAAGUGUUCUUUUUAUUUGACUGACAGUUGCAUUUUACACUCUAUAUAAUAAAAUUUCCACAAGGUGUCUUGUGGGCCAAGUA